UUUUUCUCCCAUGUCUGAAUCUAUUCCCAUCCAUCCCGUUGCACCGCGUCUCGCAAAUGGCCACAAACUACCCCAUGUUGGUCCCCAUGUCGAGGCAUACAGAGCCGCCCACAAAGAGACCAUAGGCCACGAGAGUGAUAGUUGGUGGGCUAAGAUGGCUCGCCAAACUUUGCAUUGGGACCGCCCUUUCCAUACCGUUCGCGCUGGAGGCUUCGAGACUGGCGACAUCGUUUGGUUCCCCGAGGGCGGGCUGAAUGCUUCCUACAACUGUGUCGACCGCUGGGCGUUCAAGCACCCGGACAAGACGGCUAUCAUUUACGAAGCCGACGAGCCAGGUGAGGGACGUAAUGUCUCGUAUUCCGAGCUCCUCCGCGAAGUCUGUUCGGUCGCAAACGUUCUCAAAUCGUUCGGCGUCAAGAAGGGCGACACUGUAUCCAUCUACCUUCCUAUGACCUGGCAUGCUAUCGCUGCCUUCCUCGCUUGCGCCCGUAUCGGCGCCGUUCACUCUGUCAUCUUUGCUGGUUUCUCCUCCGAGUCUCUUCGCGACCGUGUGCAGGACUGCCGUUCGCGUGUCCUGAUUACUAGUGACGAGGGAAAGCGUGGAGGAAAGACCAUUGCUACCAAAGCCAUCGUCGACGCCGCCUUGAAGGAGUGCCCCGAUGUCGAGCACGUCUUGGUUCUCAGGAGGACCGGUAACGACGUUCAGCUCACUCCAGGUCGCGACAAGUGGUGGCACGAGGAGAUUGCCCGGGUUCCCAACUACUGCCCUCCUGAAGUCAUGUCGAGCGAAGAUCCGUUGUUCAUUCUCUAUACUUCAGGCUCAACUGGUAAGCCCAAGGGUGUCGUUCACACUACCGGUGGAUACCUCCUGUGCGCAGCAAUGACCGUCAAAUACGUCUUCGACGUUCACCCCGACGACAAGUUCGCCUGCAUGGCUGACAUUGGCUGGAUCACUGGACAUACGUACAUCACCUAUGGUCCCCUUCUAAAUGGAGUCUCGACCACCGUCUUCGAAAGUACGCCUGUUUACCCGACGCCAUCAAGAUAUUGGCAAACCGUUGAAAAGCAUGGACUGACGCAAUUCUAUUCCGCUCCUACCGCUAUCCGACUUCUCCGCAGAUUAGGUGCCCACCACGUGGAAGGGCAUGAUUUGUCGACCUUGAGAGUAUUGGGUUCUGUUGGGGAGCCGAUUAACCCGGAGGCAUGGAAUUGGUAUAACGAGGAGGUCGGCAAGAGACAGUGCGCCAUCGUCGACACCUUCUGGCAAACUGAGACAGGCAGUAUUGUCGUAACGCCAUUCCCUGGCGCCAUCGAGACUAAGCCCGGUAGCGCUACUGUUCCCUUCUUUGGUAUUGACCCUGUCAUUCUUGAUCCUGUCAGCGGAAAGGAGCUCGAAGGCAACGAUGUCGAGGGCGUUCUGGCUCUCGCGACUCCAUGGCCAUCAAUCGCUCGUACUAUCUACGGCGACCACAAGCGCUAUCUCGAGACGUAUAUGAAACCUUAUCCUGGCUUGUUCUAUACUGGAGAUGGAGCUGCUCGUGAUGAGCAUGGUUAUAUUUGGAUUAAGGGCCGUAUUGAUGAUGUUAUUAAUGUUUCUGGCCAUCGUCUCUCAACGGCUGAGAUCGAGAGCGCCCUUAUCAUGCACAAGGGUGUCGCUGAGACUGCCGUCAUCGGUACCGCCGACGAGCUCACUGGCCAGGCUGUGUACGCCUUCGUCACCCUGAAGCCCGAAUUCGCCUAUGACCCCUCAAACGAGCCUGCCUUCACCAAGGAGCUAGUCCUCCAGGUCAGGAAAGUGAUUGGACCCUUUGCAGCGCCGAAGAAGAUCUAUAUUGUCAGUGACCUACCCAAAACUCGCAGUGGGAAGAUCAUGCGCCGUAUCAUGCGGAAGAUUGUGGCGGGCGAGGGUGAUCAGCUGGGUGAUCUGAGUACGGUGGCCGAGCCUGGUGUAGUGGAUAUCAUUAAGAAGAAGGUUGCGGAGUCUGCUUGAGUUUGACAUGGUUGGGACCUAGGGCAAGGAAGGAACGUUUUUUAUAUGAUUUUUGUUUGUAUAAUCAGACUGUACACUAUGCUUUAAAAUUUAUUAUUCCCUACAAUACCCCGGGGGUUAACGUUCUGAUAAGAGAC
Guyanagaster necrorhizus is the source of this 2127-nucleotide messenger RNA. RefSeq names its product acetate--CoA ligase. The coding region runs from base 11 to 1990 and encodes 659 amino acids. NCBI's taxonomy places the organism in Eukaryota, Fungi, Basidiomycota, Agaricomycetes, Agaricales, Physalacriaceae. The transcript has 10 exons. Gene Ontology annotation, cellular component: cytosol. The record is from RefSeq and is a predicted model, not a curated record. Gene Ontology annotation, molecular function: AMP binding; acetyl-CoA synthetase activity.